GAAACAGCUCACAGCAUGGGGACUACACCGGCGACAGUAACGACUCUGUUCUGGGGGACCCGUGCGGCCUUUUUGAGGAAGCCUUCAGGACACAAAGCCCCCCACCGACAGACGCGACCCUCCGUCGGGAGGGAGGCAGGGCGCGGGGGCGGGGGCACCGCCGGGCCCCAGCCUCGGGCGCGCGUCACUCGGCACAAAGGAGACAGCAGGGAGGCGGCCGCGGGAGCCGAUCUGCACUCGCCAGCCACUUGCAAUUGCGGUUACAGACCUGCAGUUCCCCUCCCCCCUCCCCCUCCCCCUCCCCACCCAGGCCCGCCCGCCCGCCCGCCCGCCGGCCUUUCUGUCUCCUCUCUCCCUCCGUACUGGCCGGCCCGGGUCCAUUUCCGGGCUCUGGGUAUUUGGUAUCGAUCAGGGCCGGGGGCGCGGGAGCAGGUGACUGCGGCGGGGCAGCUGGGCCGCCAGCCUGCUGCGCCGGGGCCCGUCUCCCGCCGCCUUUGUCGCCAGUCCUUGCCCGGCGGCCCGCUCUGUCCUCCGGGCCCGCGCGCGCUGCCGGCCGGACUUGGCGCCGGGUCGGGCGCUGCUGCUGCUUCUGCUGCGCGCCGGGCCGAGCUCGGUGCCGACGGCCGCCGGGAAGCGGGAGGCGAAGGGCCGUCCGGAGCGCGGGCCAACAUGGCUGAAGUCAGCAUCGACCAAUCCAAGCUGCCGGGAGUCAAGGAAGUGUGCCGAGAUUUUGCUGUCCUGGAGGACCACACCCUGGCCCACAGCCUGCAGGAACAAGAGAUUGAGCAUCAUUUGGCGUCGAACGUUCAGCGGAACCGUUUGGUCCAGCAUGAUCUCCAGGUGGCUAAGCAGCUUCAGGAGGAAGAUCUGAAAGCUCAGGCUCAGCUGCAGAAGCGCUACAAAGACCUUGAACAACAAGACUGUGAAAUUGCUCAGGAGAUUCAGGAGAAGCUGGCUAUUGAGGCCGAGAGACGACGCAUUCAGGAGAAGAAGGAUGAGGACAUAGCUCGACUCUUGCAAGAAAAAGAGUUACAAGAAGAGAAAAAGCGAAAAAAACACUUUCCAGAGUCCCCUGGAGCCAAUGCUUAUGGUGAUAGUUACUAUUAUGAAGAUGGAGACCAGCCACGGUCAAGGAGGGCAAGGGAGUUGGGUUCUGGAUUCUCAAAGUCUUAUAGACCCCAAAGUGAGGAAAAGACUGUGAAGCAGAGAAAGGAGAAAUCGAAACAUCCACAGGAGAACUUGGAAGAACUGGAAGAGCAUUGUUCAUCAGAGAAACCUCUUUCGUCCUCUAGCUUGGGUAAAGUGAGGGACGAUCCCCAAAUUAACACUGAGCAGCCUGAAAGGAAACGAUCUGGUCACGAGAGGCUCCGAAGACCUCCUCUCCGCAAGAUCAGUGGUGAGGUGUUUCUGAGCACUGAAUCGGAAGACUGGGAGGCUAACCACAGCCAUCGAACUCGGAAUUGGGAAAAACAGUCCAGGCACCAAGACCAACUUUCUCCCGAGGCCUCACAGAAAGCGGGGCUUCACUGCAAGGAAGCUGUAUAUAGAAGCGACCAUGGGCAAGGUGAGCACAGAGAGAGGAAGCACAGGCCCAGGGCUCCUCCCUUCUCAGAGAGUGAGGAACGGCACCAACUCCAUGAUGCAGGAACGAAGCCCAGAGUGAUGAAAGAAGCGGUCUCUACUCCAUCGCGAGUGGCCAACAGGGAUCAGGAAUGGUAUGAUGCUGAAAUUGCCAGAAAACUGCAAGAAGAAGAAAUUUUGGCUACCCAGGUGGACACGAGAGCAGCUCAGGUAGCUCAGGAUGAGGAAAUCGCUAGACUUCUAAUGGCUGAAGAAAAGAAAGCUUACAAGAAAGCCAGGGAACGGGAGAAAUCAUCUUUGGAUAAAAGAAAGCAUGACCCCGAGUGGAAGCCCAAGACAGCGAAAUCAGCACACUCAAAGUCAAAAGAGAGUGAUGAACCUCACCAUUCUAAGAAUGACAGGCCAGCACGGCCACUACCACCUACCAUGACAGAGGCUGAGGAUUUGGAUUACACUCAUUUUACAAACCAGCAUAAUUCCACACGUCAUUUCUCAAAGUCAGAGUCUUCUCAUAAAGGUUUCCAUUAUAAGCCGUAAAAACCUAGGAAUCUGCCUUGAAAACGGACUCACUGUAGCAAAAUUACUGGAUGAUACAGAAUGCAUUCCGUGCUUAUUUUUUUCUCCUAUAUUUUGUAUUCCUCAGAUUUAUCCUCAAGUGUUUUUUAGACCAUAAAUAAUUUUCAUUCAUUUAAAAUGUUUUGGUUAUUCCUGAUCACUUGGGCAGUACAAGAAAAUCUAGCUUCUGAAUAUUGGCCACCUUUAUGCUGCAUACGCUUUCUGGGAUAUAGUAUCUAAGAGCUCUAUAAAAUGCCAUUUUCGUUAGGUAUGGAGUAUUGAUAUCUAGGGAAUAGGCUUUAUUUAGCAAUUAGAAUUUCGUGGAGAUAAUGAUCAAAGUAACACAAUGUUUGGAUGCAAUGCAGAAUAAAAGAAUAUAAGAAAUA
Messenger RNA from Eubalaena glacialis (North Atlantic right whale), 2522 nucleotides. RefSeq names its product coiled-coil domain containing 50 (gene CCDC50). Gene Ontology annotation, cellular component: cytoplasm. The transcript has 12 exons. Bases 16 to 2118 code for a protein of 700 amino acids. Gene Ontology annotation, molecular function: ubiquitin protein ligase binding. Lineage: Eukaryota; Metazoa; Chordata; Mammalia; Artiodactyla; Balaenidae. The record is from RefSeq and is a predicted model, not a curated record.